AUGGCCAUGUCCAGCGGCUGUGCCAGUGGCGACCUUGAGGAAUCGACCUGGCUUCCAGCGACGCUUCUUGUGUCGACGAUCGCAAAUGAGCUCGGUGUUGCCACGAAGGACGUCGAGACUGUGAAUUGCCGGCUGAGUUCAUCGGAGAAGCUGGUUGCCAACAUGACGAGGACCCUGGACCUGGUGAGCAACCGCGCUGCAGGGGAUUACCUGCUCAGUCUGCGUGCCGGUCUGCAACACCUCGGCGAGUCCUUGGAAUCCAUGGUCUCGCAGGACAGCACCUGCUGGCAGGAGGAUUCUGUCGGAACAGCCUUCAACGCGGCCGUGAGUCAGCUGAACCGGCUAGUCAAUGCUGGACGAGUGAACUCUGGAUACUGCCCAUUUACUGGCAAACAGCAGACUACGAUUGGUGGCUCUGAGGUUGGAAGCCUGCUGAGAAAGCUGGCACAGAUUAGACCUGGUGCCAUACAGCACGGUGGGCAGGAGACCAAAAAGCUUGGCCGGGCGAUUGGGAAGCUCCUGCGAGAGGUGCGAAAAUCAGGCAACGACCCAGAUCCAGCCGGAGCAAUCCCAGUCAAUUGGGAGAUGAGGACGGCGAUGUUCGGGGCCCGUGUUGAGAUGUGA
Molecule: messenger RNA, 624 nt
Organism: Symbiodinium necroappetens
Lineage: Eukaryota; Dinophyceae; Suessiales; Symbiodiniaceae
Source: the annotation of a GenBank genome assembly